This is a messenger RNA of Drosophila ficusphila, 844 nucleotides long. RefSeq names its product growth arrest and DNA damage-inducible proteins-interacting protein 1 (gene CRIF). The transcript has a single exon. Lineage: Eukaryota; Metazoa; Arthropoda; Insecta; Diptera; Drosophilidae. The record is from RefSeq and is a predicted model, not a curated record. The coding region runs from base 57 to 755 and encodes 232 amino acids. Gene Ontology annotation, cellular component: nucleus.
UCUUGCAUAUCAUCUCUAUUGGAAAAUAAUGAAUUGUUUUGCUUAGCCAUUUAAAAAUGAGUUUAGGAAAAAUAAACACUGUUACCAGACUUUCUGCCCUCCGCCCAGGCUUGCGAUACUCCAGCUCGGCUAAAGCGGAACUACCGGCAUCCUUGGUUGGCGACGAGGAUGAGACGACGGCUUACUAUCAAGCUGUUGACCGAUCCGGCCUACAGCCACAACACAAAAAUGUGCUUCUAAACAAAUUGCCCUAUCAGGAGCCCCACUCCUGGAUACAUCUGACAGAGAAAUACCAAAGGCAGGCCUUUGGGCGUUACGGUGCCCAGAGCAAGGUCGACCCCAAAAUCUGUUUUAAUUCCCGUGGAGAGACUGACAACAGGCAGGUUAUGCAACUAGAAACGCUCCUAAAAAUGCUGGAGAAGAAUCGGGCACAGAAAGCCGAGGAGCUUGAGAAGAUCAAUGCCCGCGAGGAGGACAUAGCUAAGAAAGUGGAAAAGCUGAAACAGUGGAAGGCGGACCUGCACGCAAAGGUUGCCAAACGGGAGGCGGAUGCGGCCGCGGCCAUAAAACGGAAGGAACGACUGGUGGAGGAGGUGCGCAGACACUUUGGCUUCAAGGUGGACACACGCGACGAACGAUUUAAGGAGAUGCUGGAACAAAAGGAAAAGGAGGACAAGAAAAAGCAAAAGGAGGCCAAGCGAAAGGCUAAGGAAGAAAAGAUGAUGGCCAAGCUGGUGGAGAAGUCAUCUGCCUAAUAAUACUUUAGUUGUGAAACCUUCGACAUAAGCAAGGAAUUGUUAUCAGUUGCCUUUUUAAAUAAAUUUCCAGUGAAAAUCUCCAGCAA